Closterium sp. Naga37s-1 is the source of this 354-nucleotide messenger RNA. NCBI's taxonomy places the organism in Eukaryota, Viridiplantae, Streptophyta, Zygnematophyceae, Desmidiales, Closteriaceae. The record is from the annotation of a GenBank genome assembly.
AUGGCAUCAGCAGCGGCGAAGGCUUUCUGGAACAGCCCAGUCGGUCCCAAGACGUCGCACUUCUGGGGUCCCUUGGCCAACUGGGGCUUCGUCAUUGCGGGACUAGUGGACAUGCAAAAGCCGGUUGACAUGAUCUCGCCAAAAAUGACUUCAGUCAUGUGCGUGUACUCCGCGCUGUUCAUGCGCUUCGCCUGGCGCGUGCAGCCCCGCAACUACCUCCUCUUCUCCUGCCACUCCGCCAACGAGACCGUCCAACUCAUUCAGCUCUCGCGAUGGGCCCUCUCAGAACCCGUAGCAGAGAAGCCAGCAGAGCCUGCGGCUGCUCCUGCUGUUGUGGAGAAGGCAGCAGAGUGA